UUGACGACGGAAAGUCACGAGAAGAUGGCGAAUCUGGAGUGUAGGUACGCGAAUACAUGUUAGCGGACUCGUAGCGAUGUUUAAUUAAUCCCAGACGUGUCGCUUUUACAGACGUAUGUACUAGUUGUUUAACCAGCAAACACUUUCGCAAAUUUAUAAAUGCCUUGACUGGAUUGUGGGUAGCUACAACACUAGCUGGAGUUAGCUAACUCAUUUUGGCAGCUGUAAAUGGCGUCCCUCUGCCCACACAGACACAAUGACCACACCGUAACAUACAGUGUGUGUAUGUAGUGACAUGCGAGCUUGAUAAAUAUCAUCGUGACUGACGUGUUUUAAUGGCUUAUCGCUGAGUCGAGAGCUCUGGAGCCUCGAGCACACUGCGUUGGACGGUAUGGCUUUACAUAACUUGGUUUUUGUUAUCGAUGUGGAUUAUGGAGAUGGUGAUUCGGGCGAUCACCUGGACGUCAGGAAUCAUAUAUUGAAACGAGGUUUGUUGCAGAUUCUGUUGCACUUUGGCUAUAAAUACGGAUUUGAGAAAGUACGCUGGGGUUAUAAAUUCUUCCAGUCGACGAGUGGACGCAAUGCCACCCUCAUAUCCAGGGGGUCAGAUUUCAAGGAGCUCCGGCACAAAACGUUUGAGGACUUCGAAGAAGAGUUUGACGGCAAGUUUGAGGUGAAGGAUAAACUGCGAUCUUCUCAGCAGUGUCAACAAGUGUGUCAGUCUGCUUCCGUUCAAAACGCCCUCAAAGAGACCUUGUUAGACUUCCAGUGGGACAGGCCUGACAUCACAUCUCCCACUAAACUGUACCUGAGGCAGAGGAAGUCGAGCAGAGCUGGAAAGCCAAGUGUUUCACAGGAGGAUGAGAUUUCAAUCAAUGGGAAGAAUGUGAUGUUUAUUGUCUCACAGUGUCCACGGUCUAGGACACAGCUUCAGGACUAUCUUUCACUGGGAGACAAUGACCUGCCAACAGAUGGAACAGAGCAAGUCUUAUCCAAGGGCCUUCUUGACAUGCUUGUUCAGCGGCAGGUUGUGUUGCAUUGGAUUGACAGUACAUCAAAUAUCCAGGUUGGGAUGUGUGAGGACCAUCUUGGCACUGACAAGCUAUCUGAGGUACUGGCUCAGCUGGGUGGCAGAGUGAUACCUGUGGUUGCACUGCUGAACCUCAGCUGCGUUCAGGGGCCAGACUCUGGCUUCAGGCCAGAGGCCUUCACAUCCAAGUCCAGCCUCGGAUACCUGCUGGCUUCUGAAAGACUCUAUCGUCUAGCCUUUCCUGUUAUUAGAGGUAUUCUCCGGUGGGAGCAAGGUGAUGAGACACAGAGCUGCAGUGUCAUGGUUGAACCGGUGUCUCGCAGACAGAGGCUUCUCCCAGAGUCAGUGGAAGUGUGUAUGAAAGGAGUGCUGCAGGGUUGGAAUGCCUCAUCACUGACACAAGUCCCUACAGAGUCAUGGGUGCUUCUGUGCUCUAGCAGAAGUGACCAUGAAUCGGCUGCCUUUCAACGUGUUCUUUCAGAACUGUCUGCUCAUGCUCUGCACAUGCUUGCUGAUGUGAAUGACACUGGCCUGGUGUGCACAGCUGUCCUUUCCCCCUUGUCACACUGCACAGCUCUGCUCACUAUCCUUCAGCCCGGAGUCAGUCAACAUGACACACUCUUGACCACUGAAAACAUUGCCCCUGCCACUGCCGAUACCUCAGCUGACCUGCCUGACGUUGUGAGCAGUGUUCUUGGUGUAGUGUAUGACAUCAUGGAGGAGGAUGGUGACAGUGGUGAUGAGAAGCUUAAUCAUCACUCUGUUCCUGAGUGGGCAAAGCAAGAACUUAACCACUGUCCAGUGACAACACACAUGUUGGACACUUGGUUCCCUCAGUCAGAUCAGUCUGGAGUGAGCUCUCAUUUAAUGGAGUCAAUGAGAUUGUUACAUGCAGUCCCAGAGCAGAGUGAUGAAGAGGAAGAGAUUUCUGUCCUACAACAGGAGUUGAUUACUGGUCUGGCUGAACUGUACCAGACUUCCCAGGGCUCAAACAACAAGAGAGGCAAAAAACGUGGUGCCCAAUGCACUCCAGUUAAACAGAAAAUGAAGACCAUGAGCCGCUCCCUACAGAUGCUGAAUGUGGCACGGCUAAAUGUGAAAGCCCAAAAGAACCAGGCUGAGGCUGAGCAGCUAGAGACAGAAGGCAGGGGGUCAGACAGACUGAGGAAUAGCAGGUCAAGUGGCAACAACAAAUCUGGAGGAGCAAACACCAUCAGUUUCACUAGUGAGAAAGAGCUCCUGUCCCAUCUGAAGUCCAUCUACGACAAGACUCUGGCAGAGAGAGAUGCAUCCAUCCUCACUGCUGUGAAGCAGAUCCUGUCUGCUGUGAAAACCUUCCUCCUGGCAGAAUCACAGGCGGAAGAGAGACACGAGGUGAAGACCUCCCUGUUUUUUCAGCAGCACCUGCUCAAGAGCAGCAAAUCAGUCAGGCAGCUCUAUAACAGGAGUGCAGAUGUUGAUAGCAAAGUCAGAGAGUGCCAGUUUCAGGCGGUGCUGAGGCUGGAGUUGUGCAGACUUCACUCUGUAGAGAGUUCUGACUCACUGGAUACUGAACAGAUGGCAGAGGAGGUGGCAGAUAUGCUCAGGAUAAUCUCUCUAACUAAAGACCCAGUUUGUUUGGCAAGGUUUCUUCAGGAUGAGGUUCUCCCAGGGUUUCUAACAGCUGUCCCCAGGGUUCUUGCUGACAUCUAUAACAGUCUGGGCAACCAGCUCCCUGAAGCUUUGGUGGCUGUUCUGCCUUCUGACUUCUUCAGUGAUGAGUCAAUUGUCAAAGACAGUGUUUCUCCUUCAAACUCCACAUCUCCGUGCUCCUCACACAACCUGGUUUCAGACCGCCUGCAGGACCUGCGAAAUCGCUCAGCCAACAAAAGGAGGAGUGGGAUGCUGACACGUCAUCGCAGUAUGACUGAAUCAUCUCAGAGCCUUCGCCAAAUAGAGAUACCCAAAAAGACUACAAGAGCUUCCAAGGCAAAGAUGCGUGUUGAUUUGGAAAAAUCUGUCGCAAAACCACAACCUCAGAAACAAGAAAUACAAGAGGUGACCAAGGUGAGAAGAAAUCUGUUCAAUCAAGAGAUCGUUUCACCUUCAAAGAAAUCCAAGCUGCCAAGGAGCCAGUCUGUGUCUGCUGUGGAAGGACUGAAACGCAAGCGAUCUAAUGAGUCAGAUGAGAGACACAAAAUUUUAACAAAGAAAGUGUGUGAGACACCCCACCACAAGCAAGUGUCCAGUCGCCUUCUAUAUCGACAGAAAAUGGGAAGAAGAUCUGACCCAGCUGAGGAGUGCAUUGUGGAAGAGUCUCCAGUAAAACCUGAAGAAGACUUGAGGAGGAGCCCCAGGAUUAAGAAAUUUGCUAGAAGACACUCGAGCACCUUCUACUCAGCUUCUCAGCCUCGCUCACGGAACUUGGACAGGGCUCUCUCUGUGUCCCAGCUUGCUCUAAGUGAUGGCAAAAUCAACAAGGUUAACAUAAAAACGGUUCAGUCUCCAAGGCGUCUUCUUUUUGGUGCUGCUGAUUCGCCGUGUCAUUUAUCUGACCAGCCUACUGCAAAAAGAGCCACCAGAUCAAGGUUGUCCACAGACUCCAGUGUCUUUGAGAGUCCAAAUAAAACGCCAACAAAGUCGUCCAGCAAAUGUAGGGAGGUCGGUCUUGGAAACACAACUCCCCCGCUACCCAGGACCCCUCGGACUAGAGGAUGUCCCAAAACCCCACCAUCAUCCAGAACACAUUUUUUCUCUGUUCCAGAGAGUCCAGAAGCUGGCACUUGUGAGCUCAGUGUAGCUCUGAGGGGCAGUCCUUUUAGAUCACCAGCCAGAAGGUGUCUUCUUGUAAAGACACCUACAAAGCAAAGCCCUAUGAGGAGCCCAUUGAAGGGUAUUCUUAGGACUCCAGUCAAGACCUUGGUUGAAUGCAUUUCCUCCCCUGGAUCACACAUGCUUAGUAGUCCAGUUUCCAAGACUCCAAAGAAAUGCGUUACAUGGUCUCCAUCUCCACGAAAAUUUAGAGUGGUGGAGGACAGCACCACUUUCAAAGUGCCGGAAUCGCCUUGCAUUGCAUCCCGAAGGUCUCCAAGAUUGCUGCAAACACCCAACAAGCUCACCAGCCCUGUCAGAAACACAAACACUAAAAGAGACAUUUUUAAAACCCCAGAAAAGACUUGUCAAAUAAGUCUUGUAAGGGUUUCUGGUAAUACAAGUUGCGUUACCUUGGCACAGGAAGGUCAAAGGUCCUCUGAAAAACUAAACAGCAGGAUGAAAACACCUGAAAAAACUAUUUGUGUGAUGGAAAAUCCUUCUCCACAAUUGACACCCCCUUUCAACCACCACCUCUCUCCUAAACCCUGUGCUAGAAUUCAAAAUAAGACCCCAAGUCCUACUCAUCAAAUGGCUACACGUUCUGGACGAACUCCAGGCAAAAGUCCAAAUGCUGCUUCCCCGUGUAAAUCAGCAUUUACACCAGUAGAAGGCAGUACUGUUUCACAGGGAUCAGAUGCUUCAGCAAAGUCACCAGCAAAGUCCCUUACAAAGAGAAGUUCUGGUCAAAGUGCAAGACCCACCAGGCACAGUUUGAGAUCCCAGUCUAAUGAGAAUGUUCCCUCUACACUAAAACCAGAAGCUGCUGAGAACUGUGACCUUCCUAGAACUGAAGAUACACAAGGACCGGUACAAGCUGAACAUUCCCACUCUGAAACAGACUCCAGUUCCCACACAGAUUCACAGCAAUGUGACUCCUCACAGGUAAACUCUGCUACGACAGAUGAUGAGAGUAUGGACAUUGUUGAAGCAGAAGUUGUCAAGACCCAGUUUUGUGGUGGGCUCAAGAUGAACAUUAGCUUUUCGCGAAAGUCCUCAAAGUCUGGCGAAGACUUUCUGAUGAACACAGCCUCCCCUAAACCAUCUGCACCACACCAAAGUAUGCCUGGACGGAAUUACGGCUUCCGGCAGACACCUGACCGCCAACAGAGGGAGGCUGCUGCUCGUUUGGGAUAUGGAAAUGAUUCCCCUCGAUUUUCAACCCCUAGAGGCGCUUCGAGACCUAGUCGACUGAAGGGCAAAGGUACUCCAAACCCUCUUACUUAUCAAGUAGAGAUGGAAAUGCAAUCAUCAGGACUUCCCAAGCUCAAAAUUAAGCGUACUGACUCUAUGAAUGCAGCAGAUUUGGCCUUAGGUGGAGGUCCUCUAUCAGCUUCUCACAGCCCAUUAGUUGGUGUGAAACCCUCUCAGCUAGAAAGUCCCUUGGCUUUUUUCUCUAAACACAGAGAUCCUGGAUGUGUUUCCCCAUCCUGUGCUCAUGUCACACCAGCUAAGAGUACACCUGGAAAAGGUGGAAGUGUCCAAACUUACAUCUGCCAGUCGUACACACCUACAAGCCAUCCCGGGGGAACAAUGUCUCCAGUGGCAGUUGCAGACAUAAUCCCCCUGACUCCUUCACCUGUAGGGAAGGUGCCUCCAGACAGUUUCAACAGCUGGCCUCGCAAGAAGAGAGCUCAGGUUGGAGUGGUUGGAGGCAGAGAUCGUGGCCUCAAGGGGGAGCCACUGCUGGAGGAGUUGUUGGAGGAAGCAGAGCUUGGAGUUAGCAGAUUGCAGGACAUUGAUGACACUGAUGAGCCCUUAAGCAACAAAGCUUCAAUAUUAAGCUUGACAUCCAAACAGUUGCAUCCAGUGGGAGCCGAUACAUCUCCCAUGUCACCUGUAGAAGGCUUGUCCUGGAUGGAGAAGCUGUCUCAGCAUUCUGAGUCUACCGACCCUGAGGAUGGAGGACUCAAGUUAGCAGCAACUACUCCCAGCUCAAAGGUGACAAAACCAGUGUCGGCUAGUGGGAUUUUGGCCCUCACUCACUCUCCAUUGUUGUUCAAGGGGAAAACAGGCUCUGCUUGUAAGAGAACACCAAAUUUCAAAGAUGAGACUGCAUCAAGGAGGACGACAGACGUUGAUGGAGUGGAAGUUUCGCCGUUCAGUCAUCCAGUCAGACGCUCGACCUCUGGGAAGAGCUACAGCAGGAAGAGACUGCUUCACUGAACCACAAAACCAAAAGAUUCAACACUGUGUGUUACUCUGUAGUUAUGAGCCAUUCUUGGCUUUUUUUUGUGAAGUGUUCUUUUGAUGGCAGACCUGAAAGAAGUCCUUCAAGCACAACUUGAAAGGCCUUUUUUCAAUGAAUGAGUGCCCUGAUUCGGUCUCCUCCGCCAACACUUUUGACCCCUACAUUUUCUAUUCUAAGAUGUGGUUUUGUUUUAAUCAGGACCUUUUCAGAUUUUAAAUUAAAUUGGGUUACCCAUUUCUUUCCCCCUCAUUACACAUAUGUCAUGCUUCCUGCAGUUGCCAAUCUGAAGAUAAAACUUAGCCCAAAUCUGUAUUAUUCAUGUAUAGUAUUAUUCAUGUCUAUUUAUUUGUCUAUUUGUUUUUGUGAUAGAAUUGCUUUUAAGUAAAAGGGAUGUCCUUUAAUGUUGUUUCAUGUUAUAAACAUGUUACCUGUUGCCCAAGUCUUAUGUAAAUAAAUAUUCUUUUCUAAAA
Solea senegalensis (Senegalese sole) is the source of this 6541-nucleotide messenger RNA. It is a transcript of the gene ticrr, whose product is annotated as TopBP1-interacting, checkpoint, and replication regulator. Gene Ontology annotation, cellular component: nucleus. The record is from RefSeq and is a predicted model, not a curated record. Gene Ontology annotation, molecular function: chromatin binding. The transcript is spliced from 21 exons. Gene Ontology annotation, biological process: regulation of DNA-templated DNA replication initiation; DNA replication; mitotic DNA replication checkpoint signaling. NCBI's taxonomy places the organism in Eukaryota, Metazoa, Chordata, Actinopteri, Pleuronectiformes, Soleidae. Bases 392 to 6046 code for a protein of 1884 amino acids.